GUCAAGGACUUCUCGCUGCGAUGCUGCGGGAGGGAUCUUCUGGAGGGCUGCUCUGGAGUCUGCUGCUGCUCCUUUGGCUUACGCCGUUCAGGGGCCGUCGGUAAACGUGCUUGCACCGGAGCUGUUCUCCAGCAGCCUCUGCUGCUUUACUGGCUAACCCCACGGGCCAAGUACCAAGAGCAGCUGAGCGAUUGCAGUGGGAGCAUGCUGAGACAGAGGGAGCGGAGCGUUGUAAGCAAGAGCCAAUUAAGCACCUAACUGUGUUUCUUCGCCCAGUCUUUUGAACAACUUUAUCAGCUUAAUUCCCUGUACUUUCCAUGCACAAACGAGAACAGAGGUUUGUGCUUCCCUCUGCGCUGAGCGCUUGUCUGAGCAGACUGGUCAUGUUUUGGUGUUGCAAUGGAAGCGUGCACUUAAUCCUGCUGGUCUGGCAGGGAAGGCAUCGAGGAAGAGGGGGAAGCUGGCUGUCAGCAUCUCUCCGGGGCUGCCAGUGUGUUGGUGGAUGAGCCCUCACCUGCAGUUUGCUUGAAUCUCUAGGACAGCGAUGGUCUGAAGAGGCUGGCUCCAUAGCUCCUGUGCUACUAGAGCUCUGGGAAUUAAUUCCUCACCCCUCUGGUGGAGACAAGGAUGCAGAGUUUGCAGCCGGACCCCAAAGCCCAAUACAGGAGUGUGUACGAAGCACUGAAGAAAAUCGUUCUUACAGAGGGUUUCUGGAGGCCUUUACGUGGGAUUAAUGUCACCAUGCUGGGGGCUGGCCCUGCCCAUGCAAUGUACUUUGCCUGCUACGAAAAAAUGAAAAAGACUCUAAGUGAUACUAUCCAGCAUGGAGGAAACAGCCACUUGGCCAAUGGUAUAGCUGGGAGCGUGGCCACGCUGCUCCACGACGCAGUAAUGAAUCCGGCUGAAGUGGUGAAGCAGCGGAUGCAGAUGUUCAACUCCCCCUACAAAUCCGUCCUGGCAUGUAUAAGGACAGUGCAGAAGACGGAAGGGUUUGGUGCAUUCUACCGCAGCUACACCACCCAGCUCACCAUGAAUGUCCCCUUCCAGGCCAUUCACUUCAUCACCUAUGAGUUCAUGCAGGAGCAAAUCAACCCUCGCCGGGAGUAUAACCCUCGGUCGCACAUCGUCUCCGGUGCCGUUGCAGGGGCUGUGGCUGCUGCGGCCACCACUCCUCUCGAUGUCUGCAAGACCCUGCUCAACACUCAGGAGAACACGGCCUUAAGCUCGGUGAACAUCAGCGGGCACCUCUCGGGCAUGGUGAACGCCUUCAAGACUGUCUACCGGCUCGGGGGCAUCUCGGGGUAUUUUAGAGGGGUGCAGGCACGAGUCAUUUACCAGAUGCCAUCAACAGCCAUUGCGUGGUCAGUGUAUGAGUUCUUUAAGUACUUUCUCACAAAGCACAAGUUGGAAAAAAGAACAUCCUUUUGAAGGACUUUCCAGGAGCGAACGCGAGCCGCCGUGUCCCCUCUGUGCGUGCCUGCGUGCAGGCCAGCAAGCCCUGGGUCUCUUAAGGAAUGUGCCGGGUUUCGGGUGGAUUCACAGCUGAAGUCCACUUCCCUCCUCUGGGGGAAGGAGGGUUUAAGUGGUCCUCAGUCACGUGUUCCCCUUAUUGCUUAAACAAUGAAAUAGCUUAUGAAGACUUAUAAUGAUAUAUCUAUUUAAUAACUUUAUUUUGGAGAAGUGAAAUUGCUAACUGAUAUUUUUCUCUGAUACUUUUGAAGAUGUAGUUUACUUCCUCACCAGAAGGCUUAGGUUAUACAGCCUAGGCUGUUUUUUUACAGCAAAGAAGCAAAAUAUCCUGUCACAGAACUUACUUUUAUAUGAAUUUAAAAUAGAUGGAUAAUGUUUAUCCUUUAUUUUUCUAUGUAGGCAUUUGGUUUGUUUUUAAAUACUAUUACAGCUAGGUGCUGAGCUGUUUAAAAAGGGCUAAAUUCUUCCACCAUGUGUAAGGGAGACACGAGCAUUUAUUUUUAUAGCCAGAUUGGCUUUAAUUAUACAGCAUUUGGACCCCAGGUGGUGGCCUGGUUUCUCAUGUGGAUGUCAAGGUACUUGGUAACCCCUGGAGACUCGCUGGGGAUGGGCAGGAGGAGCGGGAGCAACACCUGCUUUGGGAAGGUAGGAGGUCAAGUGGGGCACCCAGAACACCUGGUCCCUUUGGGGAGGGGAACUCCAUCAAUUCUGCUUUUUUACAUGGAAACUCUUAAUGUAGAUUUUACAGACUAUUUUUUUUUUUUUUUUUGCAAACACUUUUUAAAGGUACACUUUUCUAUGGUGUGUGUGUGUGUGUGAUAGCUAAAUAGGCUUUAUCCUCUCUUAAUUUAUUCAUACUUAAUUUUACUAAGGCCCCGAUCCUGCUCGCGGGAGUAACCCUGCGCCUCCAGUUGGCUCGGGGCUAGCUGGUGUGCAUCGAGGUGUGUGGGGGAGCAGAGCUUUUGGUGUGGCUUUUGGCAAAAUCAGGCCUGCUUUGGCAGGGUAUCGGCUCCGUUCCUCUCCGCGGGCG
This is a messenger RNA of Rhea pennata, 2500 nucleotides long. It is a transcript of the gene SLC25A37, whose product is annotated as solute carrier family 25 member 37. Gene Ontology annotation, cellular component: mitochondrial membrane. Gene Ontology annotation, biological process: iron import into the mitochondrion. Lineage: Eukaryota; Metazoa; Chordata; Aves; Rheiformes; Rheidae. Gene Ontology annotation, molecular function: ferrous iron transmembrane transporter activity. The coding region runs from base 628 to 1428 and encodes 266 amino acids. The transcript is spliced from 5 exons. The record is from RefSeq and is a predicted model, not a curated record.